This is a messenger RNA of Mercenaria mercenaria, 1222 nucleotides long. RefSeq lists its product as uncharacterized. NCBI's taxonomy places the organism in Eukaryota, Metazoa, Mollusca, Bivalvia, Venerida, Veneridae. The record is from RefSeq and is a predicted model, not a curated record. The transcript has 2 exons. Bases 282 to 827 code for a protein of 181 amino acids. Gene Ontology annotation, molecular function: protein binding. Gene Ontology annotation, cellular component: cytoplasm; nucleus.
UCGUUUUGCAAUACUGCCAUUAGUGAAAUUAAAUGUAACACAUGUACGUUAAGUAGAUUUGAAAAGAGAAAAUUAGAUAUUGAUUUGGAUACAGAGAACUAGGAAGGAUAUUGGUACUAAAUAUAGCGGAUAAAGAAGGAUAUAAAAUUUGAUCCUUUAGUUUACUUUCUCAGUACAUACAAUCAAGUUUAGCAAAGCGAAAAGGAUUCUUGGAUUACUGACAUGUGUAUAUUGAAUUUAAACAACUACACACGGACUCUAAAGGAUUGAUCCACAAGAAGAUGACGUCCAUGGUCAAGACGUGUUGUCUUGCCAAACAUGUUGGCAGUGUACGGGAACUAGCAACCAUGGUUAUGGCACGAAUGCGUGAAGACGAAUCCAAACUGACCCGUCAGAUGAAAAAGCUUAUCAAAGAAAGGAAAAGCUAUGCUAUCCAAAUUCUGUUGACAGACAUCGAGGGCUGGACACCAAUGCACGCAUGCGCGUUAAGAGGAUCGAAGAAACUUUUGAAAGUUUUUCUAAGUUCAGGAAUUGAUAUUAAUGCAAAAAUGGGUCACCCAGAAGGACUUCCAGGCGAAUGUACAGUUUUACACAUGGCAUGUUUAAGGGGUGAUAUGGAUUUCAUAGAAUAUCUAGUGUCUCAGAAUGCAGAUCUUGAUGCAAAGGACAGCAACCAUAUGACUCCAAUUAUGUACGCAGCGCGAAGGAAACAUAGAAGAGCGGUGCGUUUUCUCCAGGACAAAGGUGCUAAUAUGGCCGGUGUUGAACUUCCGGCGUAUGACUGUAUUACUCCGCAAGCUACAUCUGCAAAGUUCUGUUUCUUUUGAUACGAAACAAUAUUUCAUCUUGAUGUUUAUCGUUCUAUUUGUGGAAAUGAGAAAGGAUUUAUCAAUCAAGGAAGAAAAUCAGCGUAAACAACAGGAUGUUACUGCGACAUUAUGAUAUUUAUAAAUAUCACACCUACUUCAAGUUCGAGAUAACAGUAUCAUUAUUUAAGGAAACUGUACUUGUGACUGUCUAACUGAUAUCAAGUCAUUAUUUAUUUUAAUUUUGAAAUAUGUAUUGUAGCACGCAAAAACGUAUUAUAGUGUACAUGUUGCGUCUCCAUGUUUCCUUCUCAAGACUCUUGGGUAGUGCUAUGUAUGCAAGGACAAAUCAUUUGUUUGACUUAAAACUUGAGUUUUUUCGUGUAAAUCCUAUAAUUAAAGCAUAGAAUAGUCAA